AUGCCACGUAUGUCGGACGAGGGGGACGACGACCUCCUCCUCAGCACGUACUCGGAGCACGAAGGCGUCCUCCCGACGGACGACGACGAGGACGCCCUUGAGUCCCCCGCCGGCUCCCGCGCCUUCACCUGGUCGCCGCCGCCGAAAUGGAGACGCCGGCUCUCGGUGCCCGGAUGGGAGGUCGGCGGUCGCCCCGUCCAUGCCGUCGUCGCCUCGGGCCUCCGCGCGUGCUUCGCGCGCCUCGAUGGCCUGCUGGCGCCGUUUCGGGUCCGGUCGCCGCGCGCCAUCAUCCUGCUGCUCGCGCUGCUCAAAUUCGCCCUCACGUGCAAGGGCAUGCUGCUCAUGAUGCCGCUGAUGCGCCUCAUCGAGGACGACAUCUGCCACAAGCACUACGGCCGGGACCCGUCCGAGCUGAUCCCCGAGAUGGAGUGCAAGGUCGAUGAGGUGCAGAAGGACCUCGCGUGGCUAGGGGGAUGGCAGUCGCUCAUCGGGGCCGUCGUCAACAUGCUUGUAGCGUUCCCUUAUGGUGUCUUGUCGGAUAGAAUCGGACGUAAGGCAGGCAUGCUGCUCGCCUACGUCGGCACCGUCUUCGCCUUCAGCUGGUCUCCCUUCAUCCUCGCCCGCUUCCCGGGGCUCAACAUCUACGUCCUCUUCCUCGGCUCAACAUUCUUCCUCAUCGGCGGCGGCAUCGUCGUCGUCUUCAACAACAUCUUCGCCAUGGCCGCCGAUGUCAGCACCGAGAAGGACCGCGCCUCCAACUUCGUCUUCCUGUCGGUCGGCGCCGUCGCCGGCGGCCUCCUCGGCCCGGUGACGUCCGGGUUCUUGAUGGAGCGCCACGGGCCCUGGGUGCCGAUCCGCCUCGUCUUCGUCUUCACACCGUUCGUCUUCCUCAUCAUGCUGCUGCUGCCCGAGACGCUCCGCGGCGGCAAGGCGUCGUCGUCGUUGUCGCCGCCGCCAUCGCCGGACGGCCCGCACAGGCAGCAGCGGCGGCAGGUCUCGUUCAGCGACGCGGUGAGGGAGGGGUUGGCCCACGGGCUGAGCGAGCUGCGGGAGUCGAUCUCGAUCCUUCGGAACCGCAACAUCCUGCUCUGCCUGGUGCCGCCGCUCAUCAGCAGCCCGCUCGUCGCCGCGCAGAUGCACACGCUGCCGCAGUACAUCAGCAAGAACUUUGGCUGGACGCUGGCGCAGACGAGCUUCCUGCUGUCGCCGCUCGGGCUCGGCCACCUCGGGAUCCUGCUCGUGCUGCCGUGGAUCUCCACGGUGGUCGUCAACCCGGCGGGCCGCUUCCGCCGCACCGGCUUCGGCAAGGAUGCGCUGCUCGCGAAAGCGUCGUACGUGAUGAUCGCCGGCGGCGCUCUGAUCGAGGCACUCAGCCGCGACAUCGUCGUCUUCCUGGUCGGGCUCGUGGUCGGCACGUUGGGAUCCGCCAGCGGGCCUCUCACGCGUGCGAUGAUCACGGAGUUCGUCUCGACAGAGCACACGUCGCGGCUGUAUGCGCUGACCAGCAUGGUUGACACGCUUGGGUCGCCGCUCGGUGGCCCGGUGCUCGCGUGGGCGUUCUCAGUCGGAUUGGAGAAGAAGGGGGGCUGGAAAGGGCUGCCCUGGUUCUACGUCUCGUUCUUGGCCACGUUGGCGCUGGCAGCGUUGGCGCUCGUGAGGGAGCCGAGGGAGAAGGGACCGGUUCACUUGGAGAGCGGGAACGGCAUGGAGGGGCUGGAUUAUGAGUCUGGCACAGAAGACGAUGACCUGUAAGAGGUGACAUGGUGCUGGAAUGUUUCCAGCGAGCACUAAGAUCGGCAUUUUCUGUUGGUGUUUCUGGAUAGAUAUGGCGGGAAUGGGCUUGGUAUUUCUGGAUGGAGUUAAUGAUCUAGACGGAUUUGCUUUGCGUUCGUCGGUCUCAUUGACACAUUGGCCGAUAUCACUGCGGAGGGCUUCCGGUUGCCAUGCGAACACCUCUCUCUCUCCAUAGGCGCCCAACGAAGUGCCCGAAACGUACUCAUGUUUGACUGGCCCAUGCAGCAUGGCAGAAGCAACGAGGUUGAUCCCGGGCGAAGACGAAGAGUGUGGAUUCGAGCAGCCUCGCUGGCGGAGGACGAAGAUGCCAGCAGCCAUACGACACGUGGCGGAUAAGAGGAAAAGAAUGAAGACCUUGAAGCAAGGCUUACCUGAAGCGCAUCAAUAUGGGAAAUCGGAAGACGAGAAGGGGGCUUCUCGAUAAUGCAAAUGAGGGGUCCGGUUCGUCCAACAUGUUUCUGGCAAUGAUACGAGUCAAUGCGCAUGAAAUUACGCACUUCAGGGUCGCU
Molecule: messenger RNA, 2303 nt
Organism: Colletotrichum destructivum
Lineage: Eukaryota; Fungi; Ascomycota; Sordariomycetes; Glomerellales; Glomerellaceae
Product: Putative major facilitator superfamily, MFS transporter superfamily
Exons: 3
Coding region: 1-1752 (583 amino acids)
Biological process (GO): transmembrane transport
Cellular component (GO): membrane
Molecular function (GO): transmembrane transporter activity
Source: RefSeq, a predicted model, not a curated record